Messenger RNA from Quercus robur (English oak), 1272 nucleotides. RefSeq lists its product as uncharacterized. The record is from RefSeq and is a predicted model, not a curated record. NCBI's taxonomy places the organism in Eukaryota, Viridiplantae, Streptophyta, Magnoliopsida, Fagales, Fagaceae. The transcript has a single exon. Bases 1 to 1272 code for a protein of 423 amino acids. Gene Ontology annotation, molecular function: RNA-DNA hybrid ribonuclease activity; nucleic acid binding.
AUGUCUAGUCCUGAGGUAGAUGAGGUGCUGUUUGCUUAUCUGACAGUUGCCCUUCAUGCAGUUAGUUUUGUCUUAAUACGAGAGGACAACGGCGUACAAAGACCAGUUUAUUACGUAAGCAAGUCCAUUCAUGAAGCCGAGGUGAGAUACUUAUCAUUGGAAAAGGCCAUCUUGACGGUGGUCCAUGCAACAUGCAAUCUUCCACAUUACUUUCAAGCCCAUACAGUGGUUUUCUUGACUCAGUUACCUCUCAAGUCCAUACUUAGAAGUGCAGAUUACACUGGGAGAAUUGCUAAGUGGGGCACAAUCCUAGGUGCUUUUGACAUCAAGUAUAUGCCUCGCACCUCUGUGAAAGGCCAGGUCCUUGCUGAUCUGGUUGCUGAGUUCGCUGAGUGUCCAGAAGAAACUAAUAUGAAGCAAAGUGACAUGGAUGAAAAAUCGGUUGGUCUGAUAUCCACACAAGGCGGUUCCUCCUGGAGGGUAUAUAUGGACGGAGUAGCAAACCAACGGGGGGCAGGAUUGGGGCUAGUUUUGAUAUCCCCUAAAGAGAUUGUCAUUGAGAAAUCCUUGAGGUUGGGAUUCUCGGCUACUAACAACGAAGCAAAAUACGUAGCUUUAUUGAUGGGAAUGAGUAUGGUCCAUAAAAUGGGUGGAAAGAUAGCAGAAUUAUUCUCGGAUUCAAGAUUGGUAGUUGGCCAAGUGAAAGGAGAACUGGAAACCCGAGAUCCAAGAAUGCAGGGGUAUUUGAGUCAAGUUAGGCGUAUGCAAACGAAAUUUGAAUCUUUCGUCUUGUCGCACAUCCCCCGAGGAGAAAAUACCCAUGCCGAUUCCUUGGCAACUCUUGCCACCUCUUCAACACGGAAUUUUCCUCAGGUGAUAAUCGUCGAAGAUUUGUAUACACCCACUUCACCAGAAAAGGACGUACGUCAGGUUCAUCAAGUUAAUCUAGCGCCGAGCUGGAUGGAUCCCAUACUGAAAUUCCUCGAAAGUGACAUCUUGCCCGAAGAGAAAAUAGAAGUUGAUAAAAUACGGAGGAAAGUUCCUCGGUUUUGGUUAUCUGAGGACAAAAAGCUAUAUAAACGGUCAUUUUCUGGGCCGUACCUACUUUGUGUACAUCCCGAGAUGUCAGAGUCACUCCUAGAGGAGCUGCAUGAAGGUAUUUGUGGAAGUCAUACAGGGGGAAGGUCCCUAUCACACCGAGCCAUUACUCAAGGCUAUUGGUGGCCACAUAUGCAGAAGGAAGCGCAGGAUUAUGUCAGAAAAUGCAACUAG